Messenger RNA from Humulus lupulus (European hop), 753 nucleotides. Its product is annotated as putative lipid-binding protein At4g00165. The record is from RefSeq and is a predicted model, not a curated record. Lineage: Eukaryota; Viridiplantae; Streptophyta; Magnoliopsida; Rosales; Cannabaceae. Bases 196 to 591 code for a protein of 131 amino acids. The transcript has a single exon.
GAAUCAAUUUAAACCACUAUAACCUCAUCUGCCAUUCUAGCUUCCUUUGCUUUCUGUUCUUCAUAUCAACAUGAAGUUCUAGUGAGUGAGUACCAACUUCAGUUUGUUCACCAUUUCAACCAAAACCCAAGUUUGUUCUUUGUGUAAAUAUAAAUUUCAACUUUGUACCAACUCCAAUUUCGUUGAAGGGAAACAAUGGGCACUCGUGGUUUCAAAGCUAUUUCUCUUUUUAUGGUGUUUAACCUUGUGUUGUUCAGUUGUGUUGCCUCUGAAAAGGUCCCAUGCCCUCCAAAGGGGACUCCUUCCCCUGCCAAUGUCCCUAAGACCCAAGGCAAAUGCCCCAAAGAUACCCUCAAGUUUGGUGUUUGUGGUAGCUGGCUGGGGCUGGUUACUGAGAUAAUUGGGACUAAACCCAGUGAAGAAUGCUGUACUCUGAUUAAGGGUCUGGCAGAUCUUGAAGCUGCAUUGUGUCUAUGUACUGCAAUUAAGGCCAAAGUUCUGGGAGUUGUCAAGGUCAAGGUGCCUGUUGCUAUCAGUCUGCUAAUCAACUCUUGCGGGAAGAAAGUUCCGAAAGGAUUUGUUUGUGCUUAGCUUACAAACAUUUAUUGUGUUUCUUCUACAAAUGUACUCGUUAUUAUGCUUGUUUUUCGAUGAAAUAAAGCAAUUUAUUAAUCUUUGAAUUAAAUGUUUAAGUACUCUGUUUCACUGUUUGUAAUAUUUUCCUUUCAAUGGCUAAUGGUGUUGUAUUGUUUU